AUGGCCCGCCUACUCUGUUCUUACGGUGCUCGUCCACGCCAGUCGCAUAAUUCCCAAGGUCAGACCCCUCUAGUCCUCUCCAAAUACGUCUUGCGCAACAGCAAAAUGACCAAACUCCUCUCCAGCUUCUCACCCACCAGCUCUCCACAGUCGAAGAGGUCCACCGUCUCGACUUCCGAGGACAUAGAUGCUAUCCAGAACACGGAAGAAGACGCAGUGAUUCUCCCAGUCCUUCCUGAAUCCAGUCUAAAUCUAACUGCCAAGAGUUCGACAGUGGACAGCGGGGCGAUUGCCACGAGGCUUCGGAGAACCGGGGUCGUUGCUGCGAUGGCAACGAAAGUCGCCGCUUUAAGCCCGCGGAAUGACGCGAUUGAGACCAUGUCAACCAGUUCACUGCCUUUAAGCUCCGUCGUUGACAAUGAAACCAUCGGUGUCUCACCGAGGCCUUACCUACACCGCGAGGCCAAGGUCGCCUUUACUGAAGUUGAUCUUGCCGUGGAUCCAGACACCCUCGAACCACCUCGACCGAGGGCGAAUAGUCUGAAGGUGUGUCGACGGGAGCUGGAGGUGCUUCGAAGAAAACUGCCGGCAUUUUUAACGCGAUCCUCACUCCAGAAAGCCAUGGUACAUCAACCUCGUCCUGUGCCUCUGCGAGCUCGACGCAAAGCCAGUACAAUGGAUCCAAGUGAAUACUAUCCCAUGGCUAGCCCAAAACGCGGAAUUUGCGUCAUCAUCAACAACAUGACCUACUGGCACCCGCAGUUCCGGAACCGAGGCGGAUGUGACAAGGAUGAAAAACGAGUGGAAAAGGUCUUCGGCGACCUCGGUUUCCUCGUCAAGGUCUUGCGCAACCUUUCCUCCGGCGAGAUGCGCUCCGAACUCAAAUUCAUCGGCCGGAAAACCGAUCACACCGCGUACGACUGUUUCGUCGCCGUUGUCAUGGCGCACGGUGGCCUUGGUGAACUGUACGGAGUCAACGGAGACGCCUUCCCGGUCCAUCAGCUGACGUUUGACUUCACAGCAGAGAAGUGUCCUAGCCUGGCGGGCAAGCCAAAACUCUUCUUCAUACAGGCCUGUCGUGGCGACGAAUACCAGCUGGGUUACGCUCUCCCGGUUCAGAGCAAUGCCGAAGAGCCGCCCCAAGUCGUCACCAAUCCACCUCGUGUCGAAUCCGCGUCCAAUCCGCUCUACAUUAGUUCCGGCAAAGACGAUGAGCCUGCAAUUGCGGCGGCAAAACUGCCUCGGAAGCAGCGUUUGGUGCCGAGUUUUGCAGACUUCUUGCUGAGCUACGCCACGUUGGCGGGGUUUAAAGCCCAACGGGACGCCAAGCAGGGCUCAAUGUACAUUCAGACCCUGUGUCACCAUCUGGAAGUCUACGGACGAGUCAGAAGUUUACUGGACAUUGUCACCUCAGUGCAUCGGGAGGUCUCUGAGAGGGUUUUUCGGGAGGCCGAUUCGCCAGAAGACGAAGGGACAAUCUUCCAACAGACGCCCGAAGUUCGACACACACUCACAAGACGAGUGCAACGUGGUCGGAGCUCUAGUAGCAGUGACAGUCGUUCAAACGAUGGACUGCAAAAUGGGAUCUCUAAAAAGGAGCGACUUGAAGAGCAGAGGAAGAAAGAAGAAAAGAAAGCUGAGGAAGAGCGACUCACUCGUCAACAGUGGGCUGAAUCAAAGCUCCUUGAGGAAGAAGUUGCUCGUCGAUUGGAGCGUUACCUUGAAGCAGAGUUAGCUUCACUUUUGAAAGAACGAGAGGCAGAAUUUAAUGCUGAGGUCGAAAGGCGUGUCGCGAUCGAAAAGGAGGCAUUAGAAAGGCGCCGAAAGGAAGAGGCCGAGCGAAAAGCUCGUGAGGAAGAAGAAAUGAGACUCCGUAAAGAAGAAGAAGAACGCCAGCUUAAAGAACUGAACGAGCGCCUGACACGUCAACGUGAAGAGGAACUGAGCGAACUGCGCCGUAAAGAGGAGGAAAUUCGGCAGAAGCAAUAUGAAGAGGAACUGAAAAAGUUGGAGGAGAAGCAGCGUUUGGAGGCGGAGGAGCAGCGAAGGAUAAAAAAGGAGCAGGAAAUGAUCCUUAAUCGAAAGCGUGUUCGACCUAAGUUGAGUUUUUCUUUGAAAAAGUAG
Mesocestoides corti is the source of this 2124-nucleotide messenger RNA. Lineage: Eukaryota; Metazoa; Platyhelminthes; Cestoda; Cyclophyllidea; Mesocestoididae. The record is from the annotation of a GenBank genome assembly.